CCGCGAUGCCCGUCAGCCGCCGCCGAGCCGCCUGCGAUCCGCGAUGAGUUUAGUUUUGAAAACAAGAGGCUGGUCGCCGCUCGUAAGCCGCGCUCGCGUCUGAACGGAAACCCCGAGGCGAAGUAGAAGCUCGGUGACACGAAACGCUGUGCCCCGGUGCUCGUGCCUCGAUCGUGUCCAGUUUUCUUCCGGUAUUUUCCCCCGUUUCCUCGAAAAUCCAGACGAAAAAAUGGACGCCCUUCGCGAGCAAGUGAUGAUCAAUCAGUUCGUGUUGGCCGCAGGUUGUGCUAGAGAGCAAGCGAAACAGUUGCUGCAGGCAGCACACUGGCAGUUCGAGACGGCUCUCAGUAUUUUCUUCCAAGAGGCUGCGAUACCUCCGUGCGCGCAAGGACCGGGCGCGCAUUUCGGCCAAAUAACGCCUUGCAACACACCGGCCACGCCGCCCAAUUUCCCCGACGCGCUACUCGCGUUCUCCAAAAUGUCCGCCGGAGAAAAAACUCCCUCGGGCAUGUCCCCGAGCCAGAACGGGUUGCAUCAGAACUCGAUGCAAAUGGGCACCGGAGCGCCGCAUCACGGUGGACGGUGUAGCGUGACCGGGAACGCGCAACAACAGGCGCAAAGUCAACAACAGUUCGGUUUAGGCGAGCCGCAGAGAUAAAAGAAGCUGGCCAGUCGGCGGCCCGUGCGCGAGAUCCCGAGGUCGUUAUGCGAGAUGCACUUUUAACGGCGUUCAAAAAAAAAAAACAAAAACAACACAAAACGAGGAGACAUGGUUUACAGAAAAGAUCGCGACUGCUCCCAGGGUAACACGCGCUGCGGUGACGCUAGCGAGCGAUUUAUUCGACGAGAGAUUCAUUCGAUGCGCUCGUUGCUCACCGAAUUUUUCCUCAACGACAACAAACAGCUAUAACAAUAACGACGACGACGACGACAACAACAAGAAAGGACAGCAACGGAAGGACGCAAGAUUCGCAUCGAAGACGCGCGCGAGAAGACCACACCUCCCCCCCCCCUCCUCCUAACCUCGUUAUAGAAGCGAAUCGGAUUUUAUUUGGCGCGCGCGUUGAGAACUAUAGACGAAGGGAUUUCCGUUCAAAUCGGACCGGCAUGUUCGCCGAAUUCACGUUGUCGCGCGGGACACGUGGAUAUCUCCGGUUAGAGCUGCUGGUUACGCGAUCCUCGAUUGUGUGUUUGUUUAUUCUUUCGACGGUGCGCCGCGUCGAAUACGGCAGCGGUUGCGCGUGACCGCCGAGAGAGCCCCUCUCGGAACCAUUUAUCUUCCGUCGGCAAAUACGCGUGCGACAGGCGAUCCAUAGACGCAGGACGAGAGAGAGGGUGGAGGCGCUGUAAAAGACUCUAUUAAUACUUCUUUGUUCGUUUAAUUACUCUCUGUCUCUCUCUCUCUUUCUCUCUCUCCCCCCUUUUGAACGCACUCUACGGGACGGUAGUUCCUACAAUUAUGAAAGACAGCGAUACUCUCCUUUAGCGUUUAUGGAAAUUAGUAUGCGUCCAGAGACAUCAUCGCCGCUUGAUUGUGAAUGAGUAGCGAGAAGCCUCCUCCACCGUCCCGGGUAUCUUCCUCGUUGUUUCUCGAUCUACAGGCUCGCGGCUAGAUAGGAAAUGUUUCUUGCGGUCCCGUGAACCGCGGAAGUCAAUGAGAAAUUCAAUAUCACUUCCACACAUACAUACAUACAUACAUACGCGCGCGCGUACACACGUGCGUACAAUACGUACACGCGACCACGUACACGUACACACAUCAUAGUACAAAAGAUCUCCGGCACUGGAUAGGGCGAUUAGCGACGAAUUAACGUUUAGCUUCUUAUUUUGUUUGAAAGAUCGCGCGCGAACAUUUAGACGUGUCCGUGCGUUUGCGAUUCGAUACUACUGAUAUACACGUCCGAUUGCGUGUCGACGAAGAGCUUCUAACGAGAAACUUGUAUGCUUUGACGACGAUCGUGCUCGAUCGAGAGGUGUCAUUGUUUCUUUUUGUUUGUUUGUUUGUUUUAACGAGAGCUGAACUGCCCAGCGAAAAACAGAGCGAAUGGAAUAAAGUUAAGAAAACCAGGAGCAAAAGUAAGGAACGACGCGAGGCUAAAAAUAUAUGGUAAACGAAGAAACUAUCGCGAAUUAUAAUUAUGUAAAAAAAAUUGUAAAAAAGAAUUUAUCGAUUACGUAAUCGUCCAUUUAGAUGUAUUUAUGUAAAGUUAUUCGAACUGAACGAAAGGAAGAAAGAAUGUGUAAACUUUCAAUCAUGAUUAGUGUUAACAUACACACACACAUACAUACACACACAUACACCACAGAGAGAGAGAGAUGACUUGCUCAGAUAGUAUCCAGUGUAGGUCAUUUUUUCUACUGGGAAAAUAAAAGAGCAGUGGAGCCAUUGGUUAGCUGAGCUGUUUCAUCGUCAAUUGAACUCACAACUUAGGAUUACGAGAAUUAGAUGAUUUCGUACUGCCUGUUACGCGCGCGCGCGAAUUGAUUUUCAUCAUCGUAGAUAUUUCAUUAUUGUUCACAGAGAAGAUUCGUGUGCGACAGGCUUUGCGUGAUUCACCUCCGACCAGAAUAACGAUUCAAUAAAAAUGAAAUGUUUUCUUUUUCUCUCUCCUUU
Messenger RNA from Megalopta genalis, 2614 nucleotides. RefSeq names its product UBA-like domain-containing protein 2. NCBI's taxonomy places the organism in Eukaryota, Metazoa, Arthropoda, Insecta, Hymenoptera, Halictidae. Gene Ontology annotation, molecular function: protein binding. The record is from RefSeq and is a predicted model, not a curated record.